AUGAAUAACAUUUUGGAGCACCAGCAGUACCUGGAAACUCCUAGCGACACUUCCUCAGAGACAAGGCUUAGCAGAGAUCAUGGCACCACGAUCAGUUCCACCACUUCAGAAUCAGAUGCAGUGACCCAAACAGAGAUGGAAACUGCUACUCAGACUGAGGUGAGCAGUUCCGUUUCCACCAUUGAUACUGCCAGGCUGAUCAGGGCUUUUGGGCAUGAAAGAGUGCGGGUGUCACCAAGACUCUCCCAGCUUUAUUAUACCAUCAGCUACCAGAAAAGUCGCUCUGAAAAGCGGGACAAGGGAAGUGGCAAAGCAGUGGGUGUAAAAUAUCCAAAGGUUACUUCUGAGACACACAGGAGAAGGAAAGACAUCCAGAAGGCAGUCUCCCUUUCAUCAGAUUCAACUUCUGCAAGCAGCAGUUCUUGGGGACCAAGCUUUGCUCUUAGUAACAAGCGACGGACACGGAUGCUAAACAAAGGUAUCCAAGCAGGAGACUUGGAGAUUGUGAGCAGUGCAACUAAGAAAAACACUCGAGAUGUUGGUGUGACUUUUCCUACCCCAAGAUCUAGCCAGACAAAUCAACGGCCACAGGACCCCUGGCAUCGUGUUGAUGGUAUUUUUGGAGAGUCAGAUGGUAUGGUCACAGAUCAUCAGGCAGCAGGGAGCAAGGGUAAGCAGGAACAGCCAGGCAAUUUUUUUGUGGAGAAAAGGAUGAAAAGGAGCAGGCUGCAUUUACCACAAGGGAUUUCAUGGUUCGUCCAAGCAGAAGAUUUGAAAUCUGAAUCUAGGAAAGAAAACCAUUCCAAUUCCUUUUCUGGUCCUGGUCCAUCUUGGUUUGAACCAUUGACCGGUACAAAGCCUUGGAGGGAGCCUCUCCGAGAGAAGAACUGGCAAGAGGAGCAGCACAGCAAAAUGAUUCAGCCAGCAGUUCCAGAAAAAGAUGCUGAGAACAAGUCAUUACGACCGUUUGUGAAGCUUACGCUACAGGAGGCUCUUGCAGCGCAUCGCCCUGAUUUCAUCUCCCGCUCUGGAGAGCGUGUGAAGCAUCUAAAGCUUGUAAUGGAGGAAAGGAGGAUACAGAGCGUACUGCAGUCCGAACGUGAAGAGCUAUUUAAUCCUCCAGAGAAAAGAAAGGGCUACAGAAAUGCAAGUCACAUGCUGUCUGACAGAGGUUUUCUGGUUAGAGAAAAGAGAAGAACAAUUCCAAAGAGUGAAAUGGUUCAAAGAUCUAAACGGAUCUAUGAGCAGCUGCCAGAGGUGCAAAAGAAGCGAGAGGAAGAAAAGAGAAAAAUGGAAUACAACUCAUACCGUCUGAAAGCACAGCUUUACAAAACA
This is a messenger RNA of Phaethon lepturus (White-tailed tropicbird), 1335 nucleotides long. RefSeq names its product Alstrom syndrome protein 1-like. The annotation marks the transcript as partial. The record is from RefSeq and is a predicted model, not a curated record. Gene Ontology annotation, cellular component: cytosol; centrosome; centriole. NCBI's taxonomy places the organism in Eukaryota, Metazoa, Chordata, Aves, Phaethontiformes, Phaethontidae. Gene Ontology annotation, biological process: regulation of centriole replication. The transcript is spliced from 7 exons.